Messenger RNA from Carassius auratus (goldfish), 3412 nucleotides. Its product is annotated as transmembrane protein 108-like. Lineage: Eukaryota; Metazoa; Chordata; Actinopteri; Cypriniformes; Cyprinidae. The record is from RefSeq and is a predicted model, not a curated record. The coding region runs from base 335 to 1744 and encodes 469 amino acids. Gene Ontology annotation, biological process: retrograde axonal transport; postsynaptic density organization; dendrite extension. Gene Ontology annotation, cellular component: postsynaptic density; axon; early endosome. The transcript is spliced from 6 exons.
UGUGUAUCUGGGGAGGUGGGGCGGUGUUGGACUGGAUUUAGAGAUUUGCUGGAUGUUGCAGGGGAGGGUUGGACUGACCGCUCCGCUCAUGUGACAGUCUGAUACCGUGCGGGAAGCACGUGCGCUUUGCGCGUUUCACUUGGUCCGGUGACGCGGCGACUUUGAUGAGCCGGUUCUGCUGGAAGGAACAGGUUUCGGACUAGUCCCAAUAUAGGAUUCUGAGGAUUUUACGCUGAUAAACAUGUUUCGCUACAGGCGUCUUUGAUCGUUUUCCAUCAUAUUAUUAUAAGAGAACCAUGAGCACUGUGGAGGAGGAGCCGGACCACAUGAUACCAUGAAGAGAAGCCUGCAGGCCCUGCCCCACCAGCUGCUGAGUGUUCUGCUGAUUCUGUCUGUGCCAGUUGGGUUGGUGUUCUCCGCAGAGGAGCUUCAACCCAUCCAAAACCCUCGCGAUUUUGUCUCGAUGUCAACAAGCAGCAGAACUCUCACCACCCUCUCAUCGGGACCCUCAAGCUGGCAGGAGGGUUCCAGGACUGGGGAUCUGCACAUCCAAUCACUGGCCUCUCUAGAACCAAUCAGUAGACCCACAACUGUCCACUCAUUCCAGACACCGAAGAACACUGUACCAUCUGCCAUAAUUCAAACAACAACAGUAGGGUUGCAUCCUUUUGGUUCCAGAGAUCAGGUAAUACCUAGAGUCCCUCUUUCAAAAUCAGAAGAAACCCAACUGACCUCUGGAAAUAUGGUCAGUAGAACAAGCUCUGGGUUUUUCACCACUAAAACCCAAGACCAGAACUUUAGCACUAAUACUGACAAGUCGAGUACAAUCAGUAGAAAGCCAGUGAGCCAAGCCACAUAUUCUGGCUCGGGUCAUUCUUUUCUCUCAGGGACUGGAAGUGAUGUGGCCCCUGGUGCCGAUGACCUUUCUGGAGAGAUGAAAGUGAAGGAGCCCAUUCAACAUUCAGCAUCACCUCCAUUGUCUUCAAACUUCAAAACCCACAAAGGGCAGAACACGGAUAAGGAGGCUUCGCGCCAUACCAUUAGAUUGCGCGAUGUGUCUUCAUUGGAGAAUCUUACUAUCCCAGGGACUCUAGCCCUGCCCUCUAACCAUGUUACAACAUCCAGCCCCACUUCUUCAGCGAAGAGCGGAACAAUUGUGGGAAUCCAAGGUGAUGGAACCACCAAUAUGACCACUGAUUCUGUUGUCUCUUUAAAUGAUGCCACAGAUGUUAUCAACAGCACUGAUGCCUCAUGGCCUGCAGCGAAUGAUUCGAACAUCUCAGAGGCACCCUCCACAGCUAACGGGAGCUUCAUGAACAGGCAGGUCCCAGCCACCACGCAAGGCCCAUGGGAGUCUGGGAACCAGUCAGGUCCUGCACGAACAAAUCCUUCUCACGAAAAAAACACCAUCUGCCUGGACAAGAUGGACAUUGUGUGGUUGGUUCUUGCCAUUAGCGUGCCUGUCUCCUCAUGCUCCGUGCUGUUUACCGUAUGCUGUAUGAGGAAAAAGAAGAAGUCUGCAACUCAGGAGAACAACUUGAGCUACUGGAAUGAUGCCAUCACCAUGGAUUACUUCACCCGCCACGCUGUGGAGCUCCCACGCGAGAUACAAUCACUGGAGACUGAGGAACAAGAGACUUUUCUGCCCCCUAAUGGUGACUACAGCGACAGCGGCGUGGUUCUGGUUAACCCCUUCUGCCAAGAGACUCUCUUUAUCAACAGAGACAAGGCUUCUGAUAUCUAAACACACUAUAUAAAAAGGAGACAAAAUCCUUGAGGAUUUUAUCUGCUCGCAUUUUUUAAGAAUAUAUAAAUAUAUCUAGCCUACAUAUAUGUGGUGGACCUUCAGAGACCGCGGUUUAUAUCUAAAAAACUGGUUUCAAGGAGCUGAAAGAAUAUUACAAAACAGAACAAAUGCUAUUUACUAUGAGGGGGAGCCCCUGCAUAUUUUUCUGAUGUGGAUUUUCUACAGACGCUUCAUUGUGAUAAGGGUUUUUAUGUCUUUUUUGAAUAAAAACAGUAAGUGUGGUUGCUCUUCUGUUACUGUGGCUUUGGCGGUGCAGAGCGCUGAGAAACAUGACGCGUGGUGUAAGGAUGGAUGCUUGUGUGACGUUACCCAAAACACUUAAUAUGAUUACUUAAAAAAGCCUGCCGCACUUGAAUUCUGUAUGUGAGGGGAUGCAGGGGUAAAGGGCAUUGAUUCUGGAACGCUUCUGGAAUGGGUCCAGUGGGUACUGCAGCAACCCUCACUUCCCUCAUGGAGGAAAUUGCCAGUUUGCAAUUGAUGGAGAAUGAAUCAUGACUUUCUGAGAUGGUUUGUCCCUAGUUGAGUCACCAGCCAAAAGACAAAACGACAAUUGUCCCAUUCCUUAGAUGUUCGAGAUGUUUUAUGUGUGCGUAUAUGUCUUGUUGCAUGCAUCUUUUCGGAUAUGAGGUGUAUGUGCGUCUUUAGACUGGAUGUCAAACAAGAUUUGGUUUUAUUAAAAUUUCGUUUUUACAAACACCCUAAAAGUCCAUUUGCGUUGACAAAGUUGCACAAGCAAGUAGAAAAAAAUGCUUAAAUGCCAAUGAAAUGCCUCAUGCAAAGUCCUUUGUAUGGUAAUGUUACUGUGCUCCACAUUUCACAUCAUAUCUGUUCAGGUCGUACGUGUUUGUGUUCAACUUCCAUAAGCAGGGCUAAGCAUUAUACUGUAUAACUGUAGUGGAAAUGCAUUCUGUUUAUUAUUAUUAUUAUUAAUAAACCUCUAUAUUUGUUUAUUCGCUAUGACAUGCUCUGAUGAAAAUGGCACUAUUAUUGCUUAACAGGUUGGCUAAAUCUAUAUAUAUUUUGUUAGAAGACAUGUUUUUCUUAGUGAAGGGUGAAUGAGUGUGCUUGUGGUUCUGUCUGUCUAUCUCUGUCCCUUGUGUGAACAUUGACGAGAAUAAAUGUGACCAAAAUUAAUUUCUCUUUGAUUCUCAGUGCUUACUGCUGUAUUGUACAGUUUUUUUAGAUGAAUGUCAAUGAUAUCACUGGAUGUAACAGAGUGUAACUGUUAGAUAUAAAUACGUACAGAGAACCUAUUUUAUUUUGUACUUUCUUUGAACACGUCACUGAGGUUGGUAACAUUUUUUAAGGCCAUAUCAUCAUCUUUUCUUUUAAAUAUCCCAUUUCUUUUUUUCUGUAUGCUUAGCAGAUUUUAUAUCAAUAUUGCUUUAAAUGAAUUUGUAGAUUGAUGUUGUCUCCCGUUUCUUCUUUUUUUUUCUUUUUUCCGUCCAUUUAUUUUGUGCUGGCAGGAGUUUUAGAUAUCUAUUGCUCAGCUGACAGAAAAAAAAUCAUCGUUCUUGCAUUUUAUGAAUCAUGCCUGAUCUUUUGUAGCACAUAAACUGUACUAUUUACUGCUGAGCAAUACAAAUAAAAAGGCUUUGAAGGCUU